GCGUGGGCAGUGUAUAAGGGGAAGUAUCGAGAGGGGAGGGACAAGGCAGACCCCACUUCCUGGAAGACUCGUCUCCGCUGUGCCCUCAACAAGAGCACAGACUUCCAGGAGGUCCCAGAGCACAGCCAGCUGGACGUCUCCGAGCCCUACAAGCCCUACUGCAUCCAGGCAGAGACAGAGACAGAGACAGGCAGAGACUCAGGUACCAGUAGCCUCCAUUUGCAGUCUCAUCAUUAAGUAUGAGUCUAGAGAGCUCAGAGCCCUUUAUGGGUUUAAAGUGUGAUUAAUUACUCUCUAACCCUCCUUCUCUCUCUCUCAGAAUCUCUUCAGACUGAGAGUCAGGUGAUAAUCCAGACCGUGAGCUCCAGUGCUCACCUGAGGAACACCGUCACACACCAUCCACAGGUAACGAAAUGGUUUUGUCUUCAAUUCUGUAUGACAGGUGCAUAGUUUCUGCCAUCUAGAGGAUAAUGUUUGCAAUAACUUUACAUUUACAUAGGGAUGAAGUUUGCACACUUGCACUGAAUGUUCCUUAACAAGUCAGAUGAUUUGCUGUGAAUAUGUGUGUCCCCUCAGUUUGGCUGCCAUAGGGAAUCAGAGGCAAGGGAUGGAAGAGUCAACCCCAGUGGUCAGUAUCAGCCUCCAUGUACAUGAGACUGGUAGCUGAAUAACUGAACAAUGUUGAAUCAGAUAUGAUAUGUGUUUGUGUUCUCUCCCAUCUAGGGGGUUUGGACCAUGUGUACUACUGUUCCAACACAGGAACUCCCCAGAUGGACAGCUCUGCUCCCUUUACCAUAUUCAGCCCCACAUUACAGAUCUCUGGUAAGACAAUUACACUGCAGGGUUAUUCAAAUUUGAGUGGGUUAAUGCUUGCUUGAUUGAUUGAUUGAAGGCCCAAUGUAGUCAAAAAUGUGAUUUUCCUGUGUUUUAUAUAUGUAUAUAUUUCCACACUAUGAGGUUGGAAUAAUACUGUGAAAUAGUAAAAAUGAUGAUAAUGCCCUUUUAGUGUAAGAGCUGUUUGAUAAGACCGCCUGAAAUGUCAGUCUAUUUUGGUGGGAUGGAGUUUUGGCCUGUCUGGUGACAUCACCAGGCGGUAAAUGAGUUAAUAGACCAAUAAGAAAGAGAGUUCCAAACCUCACAGCUAGUUUUCAGUUUUCCCCUCCCCACUCAAACCACUCCCAGACAGUUCUAGCAAAAUUCUUGCUUUAGAAUUGCUCUUUCCUAAGAAGCUAUUUUUGUUUAUUUUUGACCAUUUUAAUUGAAAACAAUCACAGUAAGGUACUUAAUUGUUAUCCAGAAAUGAUAUGAUAUUGAGAUAAAAAAGGGCUGCAUUUGGACCUUUAAUUAGUAUGUGUGUGUUUGCUUGGUUGCAUCUGUGUCCAGACUUCCGUGUGCGGGUGUGUCUGUUCUACCAGGACCAGCUGGUAGUGGAUGUGACCACCAGCACCCCAGAUGGCUGUUUCAUCCUGCAGGGUCAGGUGCCCCUGGGGAACGAGAGGAUCUAUGGCCCCUGCACAGCCCAACAGGUUCCCUUCCCCCCUCCAGGGGUCAUCCACCUGCCCCCCUGUAUCGCUGAGGCCAUGGGCCACCUGCUGCCCCACCUGCAGAGGGGCGUCCUGGUGUGGGUGGCUCCAGAUGGGGUGUUUAUCAAGAGGUUCUGCCAGGGCAGGGUGUACUGGAGUGGCCCUCUGGCCCAGCACACAGACAGGCCCAACAAGCUGAACAGAGAGAGGACCUGCAAGCUGCUGAAUACACCUAUAUUUCUGAAGGGUAGGGGCUUUACUAAUACAACUUCUGUGUAGCAAACAGAUGUGGUAUGGUGAGAUGGUGAACCUAGCUCCCUAUCUAUCCCUCUCUUAUUCUCUCUCCAUCCUUCUCCUUCUGUCUCUCCACCCCUCCCCUUCUCUCUGUCCACAGAGCUCCACGACUAUCUCAAGGGGGCGGGACCCAAACCUCGCUAUGAGAUUGACCUCUGCUUUGGGGAGGAGUUUCCUGACGCGAGCCCCCUGAAAACCAGGAAUCUGAUCAUUGCACAGGUGGCUAAUGGGAUGGGGUCAGGGGUCACUGUGCAUUAGGGAUUUCCUGUGCUACAGCAACUGACCCAUUGCCUAGAUUAGUGAGCCCCAUUAGGUCAACGCUGUACAGUAUGUUGAUUUUGUAAUUAUGUUUUUAGUCUAUACAAUGUUAUUAUAUUGUUAUAUAGUAUUAAUAUGAAAAAAGUUUUUCACUCUAUCAAUCCAGGUUGUUCCCUGCCAGUUGAGCAGUAAACUGUAGGUAUUCUAGCUACCAGCAGAGGUCCUCGUAGUCAUAGUCAGUGACAAUGUCUUCCUGUCUGUGUGUGUGUUGGUGUGCAGGUCGUGCCCCUGUUUGCUGUCGACCUACUGCAGAGGUGCCAGAGG
Coregonus sp. 'balchen' is the source of this 2399-nucleotide messenger RNA. The record is from the annotation of a GenBank genome assembly. Lineage: Eukaryota; Metazoa; Chordata; Actinopteri; Salmoniformes; Salmonidae.